This is a messenger RNA of Carlito syrichta (Philippine tarsier), 1172 nucleotides long. It is a transcript of the gene AVPR2, whose product is annotated as arginine vasopressin receptor 2. Bases 60 to 1172 code for a protein of 370 amino acids. NCBI's taxonomy places the organism in Eukaryota, Metazoa, Chordata, Mammalia, Primates, Tarsiidae. The transcript has 3 exons. Gene Ontology annotation, biological process: regulation of systemic arterial blood pressure by vasopressin; positive regulation of vasoconstriction; G protein-coupled receptor signaling pathway. Gene Ontology annotation, cellular component: membrane. Gene Ontology annotation, molecular function: vasopressin receptor activity; peptide binding. The record is from RefSeq and is a predicted model, not a curated record.
CGGAGGCUGAGUCGGCCCCGUCUCCUCCAGGCGCUCAGGAAACCUGCCGCGGCCCCACCAUGCUUGUGGCGUCCACCACCUCUGCCGUGCCUGGGCCCCUCUCCUCACCCAGCCCACCCAGCAACAGUAGCCAGAAGCCACCAGACACCCGGGACCCGCUGCUAGCCCGGGCAGAGCUGGCCCUGCUCUCCACGGUCUUUGUGGCUGUGGCCCUGAGCAACGCCCUGGUCCUGGGAGCCCUGGCGCGGCGGGGCCGGAGGGGCCGCUGGGCACCCAUGCAUGUCUUCAUCUGCCACUUGUGCCUGGCCGACCUGGCCGUGGCUCUGUUCCAAGUGCUGCCCCAGCUGGCCUGGGAUGCCACUGACCGCUUCCGUGGGCCCGAUGCCCUGUGUCGGGCCGUGAAGUACCUGCAGAUGGUGGGCAUGUAUGCCUCCUCCUACAUGAUCUUGGCCAUGACGCUGGACCGCCACCGUGCCAUCUGCCGCCCCAUGCUGGCAUACCGCCACGGAGGUGGGGCUCGCUGGAACCGGCCAGUGCUGGUGGCCUGGGCCUUCUCUCUCCUCCUCAGCCUGCCCCAGCUCUUCAUCUUCGCCCAGCGCGACGUGGAAGAUGGCACGGGGGCCCUCGACUGCUGGGCCCGCUUUGCGGAGCCCUGGGGUCUUCGUGCCUACGUCACCUGGAUUGCCUUGAUGGUGUUCGUGGCACCCGCCCUGGGCAUCGCCGCCUGCCAGGUGCUCAUCUUCCGGGAGAUUCACGCCAGUCUGGUGCCAGGGCCGUCGGAGAGGGCUGGGCGGCGCCGCGGGGGACGCCAGACGGGCAGCCCCAGCGAGGGAGCGCGCGUGUCCGCAGCCGUGGCCAAGACCGUGAGGAUGACGCUGGUGAUCGUGAUCGUCUACGUUCUGUGCUGGGCGCCCUUCUUCCUCGUGCAGCUGUGGGCAGCCUGGGACCCGCAGGCGCCUCGGGAAGGGCCCCCCUUCGUGCUGCUCAUGCUGCUGGCCAGCCUCAACAGCUGCACCAACCCCUGGAUCUACGCCUCCUUCAGCAGCAGCGUGUCCUCGGAGCUGCGCAGCUGGCUCUGCUGUGCCCGGAGGCACACCCUGCCCAGCCUGGGGCCCCCGGAGGAGUCCUGUGCGACCGCCAACUCCUCCCUGGCCAAGGACACUCCCCCCUGA